UCUGGUGUCGUUUGUUUUUAAAUUUAUCUGAAUUUUUUUUGUUAAUUUUUGUUAAGAGUAUAAACAAAAUUGUCUGAUUCUUUGAGUAUCAUUAUUGAAAUUUUUCACCUGACUGACAAUAUUCCAGCAAAUAUUCAACUUUAAUUUAAGUAAUCAUCAUAUAUAAUGUUCGCAACUAGGAAUGUAGAAGCUGACCAUAAGGAUUUAAUCCAUGAUGUUGCUUAUGACUUUUAUGGAAGACGGUUGGCUACUUGUUCAAGUGAUCAGAGUGUAAAGGUUUGGGAUCUUGGUGAGGAUGGUCAAUGGCAUUGCACUGCUAGUUGGAAAUGUCAUUCAGCAUCAGUCUGGAAAGUUACUUGGGCACAUCCAGAAUUUGGUCAAGUUUUAGCAACUUGUUCAUUUGAUCGAACUGCAGCUAUCUGGGAAGAAUUGCCGGCUGAUAGCUUGAGUGGGGAAUCUAACCAAUCUACUUGGGUUCGUCGAGCUUUUCUUAGUGACAGUCGUACCUCUGUUACCGAUGUUAAGUUUGCGCCUAGACAUUUAGGCCUAUUACUUGCCACAUGUUCAGUCGACGGCAGUUUACGAAUUUACGAAGCUCCUGAUGUCAUGACAUUAAGUCAAUGGUCUGUUCAACAUGAAAUAAAUUGUAAAGUUUCAUUAAGCUCAAUCACCUGGAAUCCAUCUCGCAUACAUCCUCCAAUGAUUGCUGUUGGUGUUGAUGAUGCAUCCGCAAGUGAUGGUAAAGUUAUUCUUUUUGAGUUCAGUGAAAAUACUCGACAAUGGAUAAAAAUAGAAGUAAUUAGUCUUGUUAGUGACCCGGUGCAUGAUAUAGCAUUUGCUCCAAAUGUUGGACGUUCCUACCAUUUACUUGGAAUAGCUUCUCGUGAUGUAAAAAUCCUAUCUAUCAAGCCUUGUGAUGGGCAAUCUUUAAGUUUACCGCAUCAAUCCCAUCAAGGCAACACAAGUCAACAUGCUCCAAACCAAAAGUUUGAAAUCAAACAAGUUGCCCAAUUUAACGAGCAUGGAGCCCAAGUCUGGAGAGUUUCCUGGAAUAUUACUGGAACUAUUUUAGCUUCUUCAGGAGAUGAUGGCUCUGUUCGUUUAUGGAAGGCUAACUACUUGGAUAACUGGAAAUGUGUAACCGAAUUAAAAUGUCAAAAUAACCAAUCUGGUAACUCUAGUAGCCAAGAUGAUAAUAAAUCAGGUAAUUCGGAUGGUAAAAGUACAAAAGGUCUACGAAACUUCAGUUCUUUGGUUAGUCCUGGUCCAAUGACUCGCCACUGACUCUAAUUUGAAGCGAUUUCUAUUGUUUUUUAACCUUCAUCUUUCUCUACAAUUUAAUACUGCCAAUCUCAUUCUCCAUCAACACUCAUUAAGAAGGCGGAAAGAUUGUUUAAUUGUUCAAUUAGUUUGUAUGGUAAAUGAGAAAUAAAAAGUUGAUACCUUUAA
Molecule: messenger RNA, 1449 nt
Organism: Tetranychus urticae (two-spotted spider mite)
Lineage: Eukaryota; Metazoa; Arthropoda; Arachnida; Trombidiformes; Tetranychidae
Gene: Nup44A
Product: nuclear pore complex protein Nup44A
Biological process (GO): cellular response to amino acid starvation; positive regulation of TORC1 signaling
Cellular component (GO): Seh1-associated complex; nuclear pore outer ring
Molecular function (GO): structural molecule activity; protein binding
Source: RefSeq, a predicted model, not a curated record